This is a messenger RNA of Nanorana parkeri, 1906 nucleotides long. It is a transcript of the gene IGFALS, whose product is annotated as insulin like growth factor binding protein acid labile subunit. Gene Ontology annotation, cellular component: extracellular matrix. Bases 1 to 1881 code for a protein of 626 amino acids. Gene Ontology annotation, molecular function: protein binding. The record is from RefSeq and is a predicted model, not a curated record. Lineage: Eukaryota; Metazoa; Chordata; Amphibia; Anura; Dicroglossidae. The transcript is spliced from 2 exons.
AUGGUGUCCGGUGACCACGGAAGAAACUCUCCACGAUGGUGUCCGAUGACCAUGAAGGAGACUCUCUACAAUGGUUUUGUGACGGCGGUCAUUUUCUGCUCUUUCAUAUCGAGGAAUGUUCUGGCCUCUGAUUCCAGGCCUUCUGGUGGAAAUGCAUCUACAGAGAUCAAAUGCCCGACUCCCUGCCUGUGCAGCUAUGAAUACAAUGAUGAGUACAACAUCUUCUGCAGCUCCCGGAAUCUUUCCCAGAUUCAAGAUCAGCUGCCGACUAAUGUCCGAUCUCUGUGGCUUGAUGGCAACAACCUCACCACUCUGCCAAAAGAAGCCUUCAAAAAUCUGUCCCAGCUCGAUUUCCUCAACCUGCAGAGCAGCCAUUUGCAUAGUCUGGAGCAACACGCCCUCCAUGGGCUGAAGUCUUUGGCCCACCUACACUUGGAAAGGAACAUGUUGAAGUUUCUGGCUCCCAACACCUUUCUUCACACUCAGAACUUGGUGUCUCUGAGUCUCAACAACAAUUACUUUACUAAAAUUGAAGAUGGUUUGUUCUCUGGACUCUCAAACCUUUGGUACUUGAAUUUGGGAUGGAAUUUACUGGUGGUUCUCCCAGAUACGGUGUUUCACGACCUACCGAAUCUAAGAGAGCUUGUCUUGGCUGGAAACCGCUUGACCUAUCUUCAUCCUCCUCUGUUCCUCAGCCUGGUUGAGCUAAAGGAGCUAGAUUUAAGCGGAAACCAGCUGAGGGGAAUAAAGGCUCACAUCUUCACAAAGCUACACAAGCUCCAAAAACUGUAUCUCAACCACAACAUUAUAUCUACCAUUGCUCCGAGAGCUUUUGCGGGCAUGAAGUCCCUACGGUGGCUGGAUUUGUCCCAUAAUCGUUUGUCGGCUUUGUCCGAAGACACCUUUUUCGGUUUGUUGAGCCUCCAUGUUUUACGAUUAUCCAACAACUCCCUUACAAGCCUAAGGCCAAGGGUUUUCAAAGAUCUCCAGUUCUUAGAGGAGUUAAAUCUUGGGCACAAUAAGAUUAAGAGUCUUACCGAAAAGGCAUUUGAUGGUUUGGACCAACUAGAGUUUCUGUCUUUAAAUCACAACAGCAUUCAAGAGAUUCGUCCCGGGGCAUUUUUGGGACUCCUCAAUGUGGCAGUGAUGAACCUUUCUGGGAACUGCCUCAAAACUCUCCAAGAACAUUCUUUUAGAGGUCUGGGCAAGCUUCACAGCUUGCACUUGGAAAACAGUUGUCUCAGCAAAAUAAAGCCGCACGUGUUCUCAGGCCUUUCAAAUCUCCGGAGGCUCUUUCUCCAGCGGAAUGAAAUUUUAGGUAUAGAUGAUAACAGCUUCUCUGACCUUCAAGAUCUGCUUGAGCUUGACCUCCGCCUCAAUAGGUUGACCCAACUUUCAGCCAAAUGCUUCACUGGGUUGAAUGACCUUUCUUACCUUCUUCUUUCUAAUAACCAAAUCCUAACCAUUUCUUCAGAGACCUUCAGUCCGUUUCAGAGGCUCCACUGGCUUGACCUUUCAGAUAACCAACUGAGUUCCACAGCUGCUGAUCUAUUCCAGCCUUUAUCUCACUUGAGGUAUCUCAGUCUACAACGGAACCCCCUGAAAACCAUUUCCGUUAGUUUCUUGCUGACAAACUCCCCAUUGGAGCAGCUUUGGUUGAAUGGAAACCAGUGGGAUUGCAGCUGCCCACUUAAAGACCUCAGAAACUUCUGCUUAAGAAAUGCCACCAUUGUCCCACGGCUGGUGCAGUCUGUUUCAGAGGGUGAUGACCUUAGUCCUCCAAGUUACAUCUACAACAAUAUCACCUGUGCCAGUCCUCCUGAGGCUGUAGGCCUGGAUUUGCGGGAUUUGACUGACAAACACUUUUUUAAUUGUCCCUGAUAAUAUGGAGUUGGCUACUUGGCAA